Molecule: messenger RNA, 3161 nt
Organism: Nannospalax galili (Upper Galilee mountains blind mole rat)
Lineage: Eukaryota; Metazoa; Chordata; Mammalia; Rodentia; Spalacidae
Gene: Cant1
Product: calcium activated nucleotidase 1
Exons: 5
Coding region: 328-1653 (441 amino acids)
Biological process (GO): proteoglycan biosynthetic process
Molecular function (GO): UDP phosphatase activity; calcium ion binding; GDP phosphatase activity
Source: RefSeq, a predicted model, not a curated record
AGGCUGCCGGGAGCGCGCGGCGGGGACGGGGCGCAGGCGCAGAGCAGAGGCUGCCGGGAGCGCGCGGCGGGGCGGAAGUGGCCACCCGCCCUGUCCCGCUCUGCGCAGGUCGGCGGCAGCCCACGGGUUCCCGGAGCUAGGGUCUCAGUGGCCUACAGCAGCUCUGUGGAGGUAGUAGUUUAAGCUGUUGGUUCCACCAGCCAGUCUAACAGCACACCUCAUCUGCUGUGCCCACCAAGCAGAGGGGGCAGGAAGAGGCCCAGGCUGCAGUGGAGGCCGGUGUCCCUGCUCUGACCACGUUUCCACCCUCCCCCAAAUGUAGCAUGUAUGCCCGUGGGGCUCCCACAGACACUCGUGGCCCUGUCAUCUGAGUGCAGAUCGUCCUUUGCAGCAGUGUGGCCGUCCUCACGGCCGUACAGGUCCCACCCGGCGUGCAGUCUGAUGCCCAUCCCGCCCUCUGACCCCCGGGAAUGGAAUGAGCCUAUGCACUCCCUCCGGAUCAGUGUGGGGGGCCUUCCUGUGCUGGCAUCCAUGACCAAGGCUGCGGACCCUCGCUUCCGCCCCCGCUGGAAGGUGAUCUUGACGUCCUUUGUGGGUGCUGCCUUCCUCUGGCUGCUAUAUUCUCACCGCCCAACACCGGCUCCAGGCAGGUCCCCCACCCACAACACACACAAUUGGAGGCUCAGCCAAGAACAUACGUCGCACUACAAUGACACCUACCCCCUGUCACCUUCACAGAGGACUCCAGGGGGGAUUCGGUACCGGAUCGCAGUCAUUGCUGACUUGGACACGGGGUCUAGGGCCCAGAAGGAAAACACCUGGUUUAGUUACCUAAAGAAGGGCUACCUGACCCUGUCGGACAGCGGGGACAAGGUGGCUGUGGAGUGGGACAAAGACCGUGGGGUCCUGGAGUCCCACCUGGCAGAAAAAGGGCGGGGCAUGGAGCUCUCCGACCUGAUUGUCUUCAAUGGGAAACUGUACUCGGUGGACGACCGCACAGGGGUCAUCUACCAGAUUGAAGGCACCAAGGCGGUGCCCUGGGUGAUCCUUCCUGAUGGCGAUGGUUCAGUGGAGAAAGGCUUCAAAGCCGAGUGGCUUGCUGUGAAGGACGAGCACCUGUAUGUGGGUGGCCUGGGCAAGGAGUGGACCACCACCACCGGGGAGGUGAUGAACGAGAACCCGGAGUGGGUGAAGGUGGUGGGCCACAAGGGCAGCGUGACCCACGAGAACUGGGUGUCCAGCUACAAUGCUCUGAGGGCUGCCGCUGGCAUCCGACCUCCAGGCUACCUCAUUCACGAGUCCGCCUGCUGGAGCGACACGCUGCAGCGCUGGUUCUUCCUGCCACGCCGGGCCAGCCACGAGCGCUACAGUGAGAGGGACGACGAGCGCAAGGGCACCAACCUCCUGCUGAGCGCCGCCCCCGACUUCCGGGACAUCUCCGUGAGACAGGUGGGGGAGCGGGUCCCCACACACGGCUUCUCGUCCUUCAAGUUCAUCCCCAACACCGACGACCAGAUCAUUGUGGCUCUCAAGUCGGAAGAGGACAGCGGCAGGAUUGCCACCUACAUCGUGGCCUUCACGCUGGACGGCCGCGUGCUGCUGCCGGAGACCAAGAUAGGCAGCGUCAAGUACGAAGGGAUAGAGUUCGUCUAGACGAGCGAGUUCCCACGUGCAAGGCCGCGGGGGGCGCCGUCAAAACAGGGACGCACCUGCGCUUGUUUUGUUUUGUCUUUUCUAACGGAGGUGUGUGACUGGCCUAGAGAGUUCCAGAACAGAGUGUCAAGCCCCAGGCCGUGAGGCACAGCCGCAGGUAUCAUGUCCUGGAGCUGGGCGCAAGGGCAGGGGUCCCAUGGAGGGGUCCCCUCCACCCCUCCGUGACUGCACUGUCACCUGGUGGUGGAAAGUGGUACUGCUGCGGGCACCUUUGGGGCGCCUGGUCUUCAGAAUUUUGCUCCUGCCCCUCCCUCUCUUCCUCCCUCCCUCUCUCCCUCCCACCCACUCUGUCCUCCUCCCUUCCUUCCGUCUGGCCUCCCUUGCCUUUCCAUUUGUUUUGUGGCCAGUCCACCUUUCUGAAGCAACCAGGGUAUGUUAAGCACUGUGCCUCACCCUGGGAGCAGGAGCCAGUUUGAAGUGGGUCUGCCUGGUGGGACUCCCAGGCCACCCUCUCUUCCUCCUGUGUGUGGAAGUUCCUCUGGGAGUUCCACACCGAAAACCCUAGGAAAGUAAAUGUUUACAUGGCAGGUUGAAGGGCCGACCCUCAGGACACCCCUGCCCACACCUCUGAGGUGGCCCCGGCACAGGCUUGCUCCCAAGCUGUUCAUGAAGUGCUCACCGCUUCCCAAGGACUCCGCUUUCUCCCUUCCGGAGGGUUCUGUGGCUGUGGAGCACUUUGAAGUUUUAAUUAUUAACCUAUAUUUUAUUAAACAAUUCUCUUUCCUAUAAAACAGAAUCACAAGUCUUAUCAUGCAUUUCCACAUUGGCCCCAGCAGGACGGAAGCACGGUGGCGAGCCGUUAGCCUUUAUACAGAGAGUUUCUAAGUCUCUGCCUUCUCACAGCUUUCAGAAACUGCCAUGCCCUUGUCUCUCAGCAGUAGCUUGAAUGUUUUGCCCUGAUGCAGGAGAGGCCCUGGGUACUAAUGGUCCUGCAGGUGACAGGAUUGCCCCCGUCAUCCCCUCCAUUUCUAUCUGACUCCCAGUAGGAUUUAGCAGUGUGCUGCCCAGGAAAGAAACACAGGUCCUCGCUGUUCCAUGCUGUCUCUCCUUGAGAGCAAAGGCCUUGGUGAUCCUCACAGACUUUUUCCACUGGGAAGCUGAGGGAGGGCCACCCCCGCUGGGGGACCCCCACUGUCUGCCAGACAAGCCGCAUCAGUGAAGGUGGUCUGGGGUGAGGCAUUUCUAUAGACUUCCCUGGCGCUUUCUGCCUUGGCUGGGAGUUCUAUCGCAUCUCCUUGACGAGUGUCAGCCACGUUAGUCUGUGUAAUUCCAAACUGAGAGAUGGAAUGAGGGAGGCUGAAGGGCCCUUUGCCGGUGUGUCACUGCGGCGUGUGGCACAGCCUUUCCAUACCUUCCUUUUCCCUCUGGUCCCUGACCACAGCAUGAUGAUUGUGUCCGUCCCACCCUCCAUUUAUUUUGUAAACAAUAAAGUGUCAGGGGAAUGUGAA